UGCCUGAUAUAUUACCAGGAUAGCUUAAAUCUACAGACGGUGUUAGAUCCUACUGUAUAUGGUUACGGAAGCACACAAAGUGCAGGAGUUUUGAAGUUUAAGUAUUGCGCUUCUGGUUUUUAUUUAAUGAGGCCAUUGUCAACAAGCUGAAAAAGUCCGCAUUAAGAUCCCUAGGAAUUGCAUAUCCGGAUUAGGAUUAGACUUGAAACUUAACUAUGAGUAGCAUCAAAAUUCCAGAAUCCCAGCUAGGCUCCAAUGUUGCAACUACUGUUCCAUUGCUAGGAUUUGGAACUGCUGCAUAUCCUCUAGCUGCUUCGGAAACCAUGAAAGACUCCUUUUUGAGUGCCAUCGAAGUUGGUUAUAGACAUUUUGAUACUGCGUCGCUGUAUAAUUCAGAGAAGUGUCUUGGUGAAGCAGUUGCUGAAGCUGUAAGAAGUGGAACCAUUAAAUCUAGGGACGAGGUGUUUAUCACGUCCAAGCUCUGGUGUUCUGAUGCACAUCCAGAUCUUGUGCUGGCUGCAUUGCACAAUACUCUUAGGAACCUUGGACUUGAGUAUCUUGACCUCUACCUCAUUCAUUAUCCAGUAAGCAUUAGGCCCGGAAGUGUCCUGUUUCCUUUUCCCGAGGAAGAUAUACUGCCCAUGGAUUUUAAGCAUGUCUGGGAAGCCAUGGAGGAGUGUCAGAUACGCGGUCUCACCAAAAAUAUAGGAGUAAGCAAUUUCUCCUGCAAGAAGCUUGAAGUUAUACUUUCCUCAGCAAAGAUACCUCCAUCUGUGAAUCAAGUGGAGAUGAACCCUCUGUGGCAACAGAAGAAGCUAAGGGAGUUUUGCAAGGAAAAGAACAUACAUGUCACAGCAUACUCCCCUCUCGGUGCCAAAGGGACAAUCUGGGGAACUAAUAAAGUCAUGGACUCUGAGAUGCUCCAAGAAAUUGCAGUGGCCAAAGGAAAGAGUCUUCCCCAGAUAUGCUUAAGAUGGGCUUAUGAGCAAGGGGUCAGUGUCCUCGUAAAGAGCUUCAAUAAGGAGCGGAUGAAAGAAAACAUGGACAUAUUUGAUUGGCAGCUUAGUCCUGAAGAACUUGAAAAAAUCAAUCAAAUUCCUCAGGAGAAAGGGAACCCUGCACUCUUCUUUACCUCCGACAGAGGACCUUUUAAAUCUUCCAUCGACCUCUGGGAUGAAGAUAUUAACUAGAGUGCUUCAUCAUGAAUAGCAAAACCUUAUCAGCAAUACAUUUUCUUGUGUGUGUGACAGACUCAAUUGAUUGUAACACCUUCCUCUGUUAUAUUUAUUAAGUGGAUAUAUAUUAGACUCACUUAUUCACAUAUAAAAGCUACCUAAAAAAAUUUACAGAGUUCUGAACUAUAAAAUUCCUUACAAAUUUGGGUGAAGCUCUAAGCAUAGGAAUAUUGUUGUCUUUGUCAACUGUACAC
Messenger RNA from Daucus carota subsp. sativus, 1429 nucleotides. Its product is annotated as non-functional NADPH-dependent codeinone reductase 2. Lineage: Eukaryota; Viridiplantae; Streptophyta; Magnoliopsida; Apiales; Apiaceae. The record is from RefSeq and is a predicted model, not a curated record. Gene Ontology annotation, cellular component: cytosol. Gene Ontology annotation, molecular function: aldose reductase (NADPH) activity. The transcript has 5 exons. The coding region runs from base 216 to 1190 and encodes 324 amino acids.